Messenger RNA from Anoplopoma fimbria (sablefish), 3834 nucleotides. RefSeq names its product NACHT, LRR and PYD domains-containing protein 12-like. Gene Ontology annotation, molecular function: protein binding. The transcript has 9 exons. NCBI's taxonomy places the organism in Eukaryota, Metazoa, Chordata, Actinopteri, Perciformes, Anoplopomatidae. The record is from RefSeq and is a predicted model, not a curated record.
AUGAAGUCAAUGGACCUUUUGGACACUCUGAAGAGUUUAACAGACGAUCAAUUCAUCAAUUUUAAAUGGCAUCUGAAAGAUCCUGGUUUCACGAAACCCUUCCAAGCGAUCAAAGAGUCAGAUCUGGAGGAGGCAAAUAGAUACAAGACUGUGGAUCUGAUGGUGAAUACUUUUAAACUUCAUGGAGCUCUAGCAGUGACCAGGAAGGUUUUAGUGGAGAUACCCAGGAAUGAUCUGGUGCAGAGUCUGCCAGACACCAGCUCAGGACCAGAAGUGGAUGCUGAUGUUGGCAAGACGUCAGAGAACAGAGGAACAUCCUGCUGUCAGAGCAAAGAUGUGAUGGUUCUGGGAAUAUCCAUCUCAUCUCACCAACAGAAGCUACAAUCAUACUUUCAGGAUACAUUCAUGUGUGCACAAGAGGCGUGGCUGAAGAAGAAGGAUGAGCAACGUCUGGAUGAUAUCUACACAGAGCUGUACAUCACAGCGGGGGCUGACAUACACAUCAACACUCAGCAUGAGUUCAGGCAGAUUGAGGCGAUGGGAGCGAAGUCAGCAGAUAAAGAGAAACCAAUUCAACCCAGGGACAUGUUCAAACCCCCGUCUGGAGGAUACAGACCCAUAAGAACAGUACUGACCAAUGGAAUUGCUGGAAUUGGAAAAACAUUUCUUGCGCACAAGUUUGUUUUGGACUGGGCUGAAGAAAAAAACAAUCAAGAUGUGCAUCUCAUUUUCCCCUUCACCUUCCGCCAGCUGAAUUUAAGGAAGGGAGAAAAGUUGUGUUUGGCAGAGCUCAUUCAUGAAUGUAUCGAGGAGACCAAAGACAUAAAGAGAGAAGCUCUUAAUCACAUCUUCACAGCUCUGCAGUCAUCAGGAAACACCAACUACGACAAGAGUCAUUUCAAACUUCUGUUUGUCUUGGAUGGACUGGAUGAGAGCCGCCUUCAUCUGGACUGCUCUACCAGUAAAAACCCAUCCGUUAACUUUGAUGUGACAGAGGCGAUCCCAGUUGAUGUGCUGCUGACGAACCUCAUCAGGGGGAAACUGCUUCCCUCUGCUCGCCUCUGGAUAACCACGCGACCUGCAGCAGCCAAUCAGAUCCAUCUUGACUUUGUUGGCAUGGUGACAGAGGUCAGAGGGUUCACUGACCCACAGAAGGAAGAGUACUUCAGGAAGAGAUUCAGUGAUCAGGAGCAGGCCAACAGGAUCAUCUCCCACAUCAAGACCUCACGAAGCCUCCACAUCAUGUGCCACAUCCCAGUCUUCUGCUGGAUCACUGCUACAGUUCUCAAGGAUCUGAAUACCAGAGAGGGAGGACAGCUGCCAAAGACGCUGACAGAGAUGUAUGCACAAUUCUUGGAGUUUCAGACUCAUCAGACAAAAGAGAAGUAUGACCAAAAAGAGUUCAACCAGUACAUUAAGUCAUUAGCAAAACUGUCUUUUCACCAGCUGGAAGAAGGCAAUCUGAUCUUCUAUGAGAAAGAUCUCAAAGAGAGUGGCAUUGAUGUCAGUGAAGCCUCAGUGUACUCAGGAGUGUUCACAGAGAUCUUCAAAGAAGAACAUGGGAAGAAGAAUGAAGACAAGAUGUUUAGCUUUGUUCAUCUGAGUGUUCAGGAGUUUCUGGCAGCGUUCUACGUAAGGAUGGAAGUCAUUAAGAGAAACAAGAAUGUGAUGUCGGAGCCAGGGCGAACUUGUGGCGACAGUGUGCGAAUGGUUUUCAGCAAAACAUCUGUGACGGAGGUCCACAAGUUUGCUAUUGACAAGGCCUUGAAGAGUUCCAACGGACACCUGGACCUGUUCCUCCGAUUCCUCCUGGGUCUUUCACUGGAGACCAAUCAGAAUCUCCUACAAGACCUACUGAAAAGGAAAAGAAGCUCACGGACUAAUCAGAAAACAGUCGAUUACAUCAAGAAGAAGCUCAGCGAGAAUGUUUCUCCAGAGGAAAGCAUCAAUCUGUUCCACUGUCUGAAUGAACUGAAUGAUGGUUCUCUAGUGGAGGAGAUCCAGUGGUCCCUGAGUUUAGGACUUCUCUCCACAGAUAAACUGUCUCCUGCUCAGUGGUCAGCUCUGGUCUUCAUCUUACUGUCAUCAGAAAAAGAUCUGGACGUGUUUGACCUGAAGAAAUACUCUGCUUCAGAGGAGGCUCUUCUGAGGCUGCUGCCAGUGGUCAAAGUCUCCAACAAAGCUCUGUUGAGUGUCUGUAACCUCUCAGAGAGAAGCUGUGAAGCUCUGUCCUCAGUUCUCAGCUCCCAGUCCUCUAGUCUGAGAGAACUGGACCUGAGUAACAACGACCUGCAGGAUUCAGGAGUAAAGCUGCUGUCUGCUGGACUGGGGAGUCCCCAAUGUACACUGGAAACUCUCAGGAUGAAUGGCUGUAACCUCUCAGAGAGAAGCUGUGGAGCUCUGUCCUCAGUCCUUAGCUCCCAGUCCUCUAGUCUGACAGAGCUGGACCUGAGUAACAACGACCUGCAGGAUUCAGGAGUGAAGCUGCUGUCUGCUGGACUGGAGAGUCCACACUGUACACUGGAAACUCUCAGGCUGUCAGGCUGUCUGAUCACAGAGGAAGGCUGUUCUUCUCUGGCCUCAGCUCUGAGAUCCAACCCCUCCCAUCUGAGAGAGCUGGACCUGAGCUACAAUCAUCCAGGAGACUCAGGAGUGAAGCUGCUGUCUGCUGAACUGGAGGCUCCACACUGGAGACCGGACACUCUCAGAUUUGAACCUGGUGGAGAGCAGUGGCUGAAACCUGGACUGAGGAAGUAUUCCUGUGAACUCACAUUCGACACAAACACAGUGAACACAAACCUCAAACUCUCUGACAACAACAGGAAGGUGACACAUGUGGAGGAGGAUCAGUUAUAUCCUGAUCAUCCAGACAGAUUUAACUCCUCGCUUCAGCUGCUGUGUAGAACUGGUCUGACUGGUCGCUGUUACUGGGAGGUGGAGUGGAGAGGAGAAGUUUAUAUAGCAGUGAGUUACAGAGGAAUCAGAAGGAGAGGAGACAGGGGAGACUGUUGGUUUGGAAAGAAUGAUCAGUCCUGGAGUCUGUUCUGCUCUUAUGAUGGUUACUCUGUCUAUCACAAUAAGACAAGAACAUCCAUCUCCUCCUCCUCCUCCUCCUCCUCCUCCUCCUCCUCCUCCUCUUCCUCCUCUGGUAGAGUAGCAGUCUAUGUGGACUGUCCUGCUGGCUCUCUGUCAUUCUACAGAGUCUCCUCUGACACACUGAUCCACCUCCACACCUUCAACACCACAUUCACUGAACCUCUUUAUCCUGGGUUUGGGUUUAGGUUCAGUCCUGGUUCCUCAGUGUCUCUGUGUUCUCUGUAGGAGGGACAGUCACCUCCUCUUCCCUUGAAGCUGUUGAACAGGCACAAUGAGGUUUGGUACAUGGCCGAUGGGGAGCUGGUCUGCACAGACCCACAGGAGCCGACCCCAGCACACACACCCAGGCCGACUACAACCGACUCCCCCACAGACUCUCCGUCCGACCCUCUCCCACACACACUCUCCGACUCACCCUCACUGACUACCUCCAACCUAUCCUCCUCCUAUCUAGUGUCCAACUCCUCUUCCCAAACGCCCUCUGACACCCCCGCUCUCACCCCAUCCAACGCUCCACCUAGCCCUUCAUCCAACCUGUCCGCUGACGCCGUGUUCAGCCACCCCCCCACCUACGUCCAGAUCCCCCUGGACCCGACAACCAACUCCUCGGACCCGGCCUCCGCGAGCCCGUCCCUGGAGCCCCAGUCCGACGGCGCCCCGUGGAACAGUACGGCCCGUGGCUCUCCAGAUUCACCGGCUGACAGUAACCCUGCAGUCGAGCCAGACGACGCUCAUUAG